ACUGCGAUGGAGAGUUGGGGGGGGGGGCGCACAUUUAAACGCGUUCGCCGCAUGGUUUUAGGAAUUAACUGUAUUUGUAAGAAUGUUUCAGUGUGUGUCUUAAUUACAAUUAAGUACUAAAAAAGUAUUGUCGGUCAAAGGUCACGCUGUUCUGACUGUCACACUCGCGCCAAUUCUGUAUUUCCGGUUGAGGCCGAGCUCACAGCCUCACACAGGUUCGUGUAAGACAAGUUGGUUUGCCAACCGCCAAUAAACACCAAAGAAGAAGAAGAAGAAGGUUCGUACAUGGAUCUGAGCAAGUUUGAGGCAGAUAACUCUGUGAGCUGCCGCUUGUCCUCGUCCAUCCCGGACGUGUGUAAGACAGAGGACUGCUGCCUGGGCAUCGAUGAGGCGGGCAGGGGUCCCGUACUGGGACCCAUGGUGUAUGGGAUAUGCUUCUGUCCUGUAUCCAAAAAGGAAGACCUGAAGAAUUUGAAAGUGGCAGAUUCAAAGACGCUGACGGAGGCAGAGAGAGAGAAUCUGUUUCUGAAGCUCGAUGAGUCUAAAGGUUUUGUAGGCUGGGCCCUUCAGAUCCUCUCGCCGAACACCAUUUCCACCAGCAUGCUGCAAAGAACAAAAUACAAUCUGAAUGCCCUGUCACAUGAUGCUGCUAUUGGUCUGGUGCAGUACACCCUGGACUGUGGGGUGCAGCUCAAAGAGGUGUUUGUGGAUACCGUGGGUCCUGCAGAGAAGUAUCAGGAGAAGCUCUCCCAGCGGUUCCUCGGGGUGGAGGUCACCGUCCGUCCCAAAGCUGAUUCUCUCUUCCCCAUCGUCAGCGCUGCCAGCAUCUGUGCCAAGGUGGCAAGAGACCAUGCUGUGAAAUCCUGGAAAUUUGCAGAAGAUUUGGGUGAAGUGGACACCGAUUAUGGCUCUGGGUAUCCUAAUGAUCCCAAAACUAAGAGCUGGCUGCUGAAGUAUCUGGACCCAGUGUUUGGUUAUCCUCAGUUUGUGAGGUUCAGCUGGAGCACAGCACGGACGCUCACAGACAGUAAAGCUGUUGCUGUUCACUGGGAUGAUGAUGAGGAAGAUGGAGAAAAAUCUGCUGCUCGUCAGAAUAACACCUCAAUGCUGUCGUAUUUCAGUCACAGCAAGCCGUCUGAGCUCACACACACACGAGACACACACCGCUUUUUCACUGAGCGCAAGCUACAACGCAUCAACACACUCUGAACACAAACACUGUCGAUGAAUGAGAGCGGCGGUCAGCAUAUCACAAAAUACAUGUCAGCUGGAUAUGUCUAACAUAUGAACUGGAUAUGUUCAUUAUCGCAAAUAAUGAACUGUGCAUGAGCCAGCUGAGUGUAUUAUAUUCUCUUGUGUGUUUUGUUCAUUUCUGGAUGUAAAACAAAUAAAAU
This is a messenger RNA of Sinocyclocheilus anshuiensis, 1394 nucleotides long. RefSeq names its product ribonuclease H2 subunit A-like. The record is from RefSeq and is a predicted model, not a curated record. Lineage: Eukaryota; Metazoa; Chordata; Actinopteri; Cypriniformes; Cyprinidae. Gene Ontology annotation, molecular function: RNA binding; RNA-DNA hybrid ribonuclease activity. The transcript has 9 exons. Gene Ontology annotation, biological process: mismatch repair; DNA replication, removal of RNA primer. Bases 286 to 1209 code for a protein of 307 amino acids. Gene Ontology annotation, cellular component: ribonuclease H2 complex.